Messenger RNA from Calypte anna (Anna's hummingbird), 1894 nucleotides. It is a transcript of the gene DELE1, whose product is annotated as DAP3 binding cell death enhancer 1. The record is from RefSeq and is a predicted model, not a curated record. NCBI's taxonomy places the organism in Eukaryota, Metazoa, Chordata, Aves, Apodiformes, Trochilidae. Gene Ontology annotation, molecular function: protein binding. Bases 35 to 1435 code for a protein of 466 amino acids. The transcript has 12 exons.
GGCAACGCGCCCUCUCUAUGGUGCGCCGGGCGGGAUGUGGCGGCUGCUGCUGGGCCGCGGGCUGGCCCGGUGCUGCCCGCCCCCGGCCCGAACCGCCUGGGCCGCCGGACCCGCUGCCCCCGACCGACCCAGCACCGAGCGGGCCGCCGGCUGCCGGGAUGGACCCGGGGAGAAGCCCCUGCCCCGCCUGGGGUCCCGCGGCUCCGUGCUGGAAGCAGUCACCUGGGGAGCGCUGGGAGCGCUGCUCCUGCAGCUGGUCAGACACAUCUCCUGGCUGAGGUCGGUGCCGGACAGCGGGAGGGAGCACAGGGCUCGCUGGAGGGGGUCCCGUCCCGCUGAGCACACAGUGGUGGCUGAAGCCUCGACGAGCUGUCCCAGCAGGCAGCUGCCAUCCUGCUUCUUGCAGAAAGGAAAUCCAGAGGUUGUACCGGAGAACUCAUCCUCAGGCGUCCCCUCAGGGCCAGGAGAGAGCCAGCCCUGGGCAGAAGGAGGGAAGUUUCAGAUCCCUGAGAGCUCCAGCUUGGGGCCAGUCCUCCACAGUGCAAAGGGUGACCCAGCUCAGCCAGGGUGUUUAGAAGAAGCUGCUUUCCAGCUGCAGCAGAUUUUCCGGAUUGACAUUUCCAUUGCAUUGAAUAUCCUGGGCAUUGAAAGCAUGAGGGCUGGCCACUAUGAGACUGCCUAUUCCUGCUUCAAACUGGCAGCAGAUCGAGGCUACAGCAAAGCCCAGUUCAACGUGGCUCUGUGUUAUGAGCACGGCCGAGGCACAGAAAAGGACCUGGAAAAGGCAGGUUUCUAUUACCAGCAGGCAGCCAGCAGCUCUCACCCCAUGGCACAGUACCGCUACGCACGGCACCUCCUGCGCCACAGACCUGGAGGGGAACGGGGCAGACGUCAGGAGGCAGUGGGUCUCCUGGAGCAAGCAGCAAAGGCUGGGAUCACAGAGGCACAGGCUUAUCUUGGAGUGCUCUACAUGAGGGGGCUGCAGCCAGAGGAAAAGAGAGGCCUGAAGUACCUGCUGCUGGCAGCACAGAACGGCGAUGCCCAAAGCAGGUACCACGUGGGUGUGUGCUAUGAGAAGGGCCUUGGUGUGCAGCAGAACCUGGCAGAAGCAAUGAGACACUACAGAGAGUCAGCUGCUGCGGGGAACAGGAGUGCCUGGGAGAGGCUGCGAGUGGUGGAAGAGGAAGCAGAAGAUGUGCCAACAAAGCAUCCCUUCCUUUCUGGAGUAAGAACCUCUUCCUCGAGCCCCUGUUUCUGGGCUGUGCAUCGUGUGCCUGCAGACCUCCAGGCCACCUACAUGAGACAGCCCACCCUGCCCCACUCCUGGAGUGCAGAUGGGCUCCACACCCUGGCACUGGGAUGGAGCAGUGCCCUGGGGAGCAGGGCAACACCACUGGACCUGCAGUGCCUGCAGCCCCACCACUGCUACCAUUAGAGCAGCUGCCACCAAGCUGCCUACAGACCAGGAGCAGUGUCUUCCAGUCCCAGGCUCUUCCCACGUGCUGACAGCUGCCGCAGGAGCCCCGAGCCCGUUUCAUUGUGGACUUGGACCUUCUGGGACAAAAUCAUUUCAAAGAGGGUGCUCAUUUCUGAAAGGAAGGUGCUGGCCAGUCUUGUCCCAGCAGCAUGUGAGUCAGCCCCAGCACCUUUGCCAAAGGUCUCAAAGGUCCUUGGUUUCUCCUGCCUGGCAGCUUCCUCGUCCUGAGGGGACUGCAGAGCGUCGGGGGAGAAGACGUUGUCCUUGUAGCUGGGGGUGAGGGGCAGGGAGAGCCGAGCCACCCACGCUGGGUCAGCAGCUGUCAGCCUCUUGAGGGCCAGCUCUGCAGGGAAUGAAAACAGGAACUGUGAGUGAGACAUGGAGCAGAGGAGACCCCAGGAGAGAAGAUGGGGGGGG